Aphanomyces invadans is the source of this 751-nucleotide messenger RNA. RefSeq lists its product as hypothetical. The record is from RefSeq and is a predicted model, not a curated record. The transcript has 2 exons. Bases 76 to 714 code for a protein of 212 amino acids. Lineage: Eukaryota; Oomycota; Saprolegniomycetes; Saprolegniales; Verrucalvaceae.
CGAAACACCAUCAGUGGCAGAGGAAGGCGAUCCAUCGAAUCAACAACAGCGUGCGGCCAGAGCAGACACUGCAUCAUGUCGGCACACGAGAACUUUUCUCCUCAGAUUAUUCAACGGGUGGCAAAGGAGAUCCGACAGUUGGCGACAAACCCACCUGCGGGCAUUCGAUAUUUGCCACAAGAUGACGAGUCCCUUGCUGAGAUCCACGUCGAGCUCGUAGGUCCAGAGGACACGCCGUACGCUGGCGGAUUCUUCGAAAUGAAGUUGCUGCUCACGGAGGGAUUUCCAACGGUCCCGCCGAAAGGCCACUUCUUGACCAAGAUCUUCCACCCGAACGUCGCUGCGAACGGCGACAUUUGUGUCAACACGCUCAAGCGCGACUGGUGUGCCGACUUGGAUCUGUCUCACGUACUACAGGUCAUUCGGUGCCUCCUCAUCGUUCCAUUUCCGGAGAGCUCACUCAACGAUGAAGCGGGCAAGUUGUUUAUGGAAUGCUACAGCGAAUACGCCCAACGCGCACGCAUCCUCACGACUAUUCACGCGUCCAAGACAAAGGCAAAAAAUACUAUUGACGAAACCACAUCCAAUUCGUUGACGAUCGAACCGGCGCCUUCGUCACGCGCUUCGAAUAAGCGUCCGCUAGUUGAUACUGCCACCGACAUCAAUGUCGCGAAGAAGAAGCAGGCCGUGAAGAAGAGCUUGAAGCGGUUGUAGCCAUAAGUCAAUAGAACUGUAUUUUACCCCAGCGACA